UUCAGCUCCGUUGGCGUAUAAAAUGCAUAAAGUUUCACUUGCUCUGCUCGUGUUGGUGGCCGCUGUAAGUGCUAUCCACAUUCAACAACGCUAUCAUGGCCAAGAUAUUUACGCUGAACCCGAUUGCUCUAUCGUAGAAGAUCAUUCGCGUAUGUUCCGCGACAUAUCCGAUCCAACUCACUACUGGGUGUGCCCCGAAGGGCAAGAAAAGGCCGACUACAUACAAUGCCCUGAUAAUCAUGCCUUCAUGGAGAAAGAGCAGAAAUGCGUAGUGUGGGAGGAAUGGAAAUGGGUUGAGCCAUAUACCAAAUAGAGUGUGU
Molecule: messenger RNA, 320 nt
Organism: Anastrepha ludens (Mexican fruit fly)
Lineage: Eukaryota; Metazoa; Arthropoda; Insecta; Diptera; Tephritidae
Exons: 2
Coding region: 23-313 (96 amino acids)
Cellular component (GO): extracellular region
Molecular function (GO): chitin binding
Source: RefSeq, a predicted model, not a curated record